ACAGUCCAUUUGACACUACCAACAACUCACUUGUAAGCAGUCAGAUAACAAGCACAAUGUUCGCCAAAUUUGUUAUCAUUCUAACUCUUGCCGUCGCUGCCGCCAACGCGAGUGCUCCUGCUGCACUGGUCGCUCCAGCAGUAGCUCCUGCUGCGUAUGUAGCGCCGUACGCCAGUUCCUACUCAGCCCACGCGGUUAACCAUGCCGUUGCCACACCAGUCAUAGCUCCAGCUCCUUAUGUAGCAGCCCCUGCGGCUCCAGUGUUGGCUUCAGCUCCAUAUGUGGCCGCACCUGCUGCUCCUUUAGUCGCCCCAGCGUCUCCUUUCUUCGGCAGAUACGUUUCUUCCCCUUACAUCUUCUAAACAAAUUUGGUGAUAACAUUAAAUAGUGACUUGCUCAGAUUAUCAGGAGUUUUGGUAUAAACAUUUUUAUAUUGUCUUAUUUUCAUGAAAAGUUGAACCGUCAUUAAAUAAUUUAAU
This is a messenger RNA of Bombyx mori (domestic silkworm), 479 nucleotides long. RefSeq lists its product as hypothetical. The record is from RefSeq and is marked provisional. The transcript has 2 exons. The coding region runs from base 57 to 362 and encodes 101 amino acids. NCBI's taxonomy places the organism in Eukaryota, Metazoa, Arthropoda, Insecta, Lepidoptera, Bombycidae.